ACAGCAUCCGCCGGCGGAGAGCUUCUCCUCUCUCCGCCUACGCCGCGGCCGGCUCGUGUGCGCGAGAGAGCGGUGCGAGAGAGUGGUGAGCGCCGUGUGUGCGCCAGUGCGCCCGCAAGCCCGCAAGUUCGCGCUCUGCCACGCAGCCCAAGCUCUCUCUAGCCGCGCGCUCAUCGGCCACGUUCAUCAGCCGGGCCCCACGCGAAAAGAGACGAGCACCCCGGGGGCCGCCCUCGUUGUUCCUUCUCAUCCUCGUCCACGUCGUUUAUCGUAAUCGUACACGUCGCGCGAAAAAUCCUAUUUGUACAUAUUGUUUCGAGAAAAGAAUAAAAAGGAAAAAAAAAAAACGUUUAAAAAACUCAACCAGCAACAGGAAGCAACAACAACUUUAGACGAAAAAAAGGAUUUAAAAAAAAAAAAAAAAAAAAUAAAAAAAAAAAAAAAAAAGAGAUAAGAAAAGAGGAAGCGCAAAAGUAAAAAAAAAAGAAGAGAGAGAGAGUGAGAGAGAAAGAAAGAAGAAAGAAAGAAAAGAAGAAAGAGUAAAACGAUACACGCGUACGAUAAAUCAACGGGGAAAAAUAUAAAAGGAAGAAAAAGAAGAAGAAGAAGAAGAAGAAGAAGAAGAAGUAAUAGAAGAAGAGGAGGAAGAAAAAAGAAGUCAAAUCAAAAGAACGUAUCGGUACAUACAAGUUUAGGCCCAAAAUUGUAUUUAAAAAAUAUUUAUCGUAAGAGAAAAGAAUACCAUAUGAACGAAGGAUAAGAGGAAAAAGCGACGAACGGAUAGCGGUUACAAUUUUUUUUCUGGACGAGAAAGGGUAAUAGGUUCUUACGAAAAGGACGUCGUCUCCGGGGAAGAAAAACUCGACCGACAAGCGCGCGCGCGCCACUUCUACGAAACACUUUUUUCUUUGGUCGUCUCACGGAAGCGAGCACGGAUAGCUUCCGGCGUAUCUCUUCUAAUACGCCUUACGCGUUCUCGUUAUCUUUGGCGUAUCAAACGACGACAAUACUUUCCGAUGAAGGAGGACAGAGAGAGAAAAGAUCCCGACACGUUGUGCACCGAUCUGUGAUUUUCGUAUUCUCGUGACAGUCUCGACAACAGCUCGCCUUCUUCGGAUCGACGCGAAAGACAGAUUGACGAAUGACGCCGUAACCGUGGGCUGGUUGGUGCUCGGAUAUCAGAACACGGAAGGGGACAACAUCUUUCACACCGCCACGACAACGUUCACCGUUCAAACAAGCCGUUCGUUCCGUCGUGCUCGUCUCCGAUGCAAAAAGAAAUUUACUCGGUAACGGAUAGAGGAACCGCAGCAGGGAAAAUCGAGACGAGGGAGCGAGGGGCACCCAGCCCUUUGGCGAGUUCGAAGGAUGCAGCUCCCAGGCGGGAGCACGAGAAUUCCGCCCGCGAGAGCUCCGGCCUCCUCCGUUCGAUCGGUGAUCAUCAACAGCAACAACAUUUACAGUACCAGAAGCAGCAACAGCGGCAGCAUCAAGAGCUGCAACGAAAGCACGACGAUAAACGACAGCGAGUGCGUAUGUGGUAGCAUAAUCGGCAACAGCAAUAGCAGCGACAAAAGUAGUAACAAUAACGAUAAGAAGAUUAAGAAGAAUAACAAUAAGAACGAGACGUGCAAGGGUAGCAGGAAAAACUUCAGCGAUAAAAACUUGAACGGAAGAAGAAGCGGCGUUGCAGGUCGUUUUUAUCGUCGUAGCGAGAACGCCGAUAAAGUAAGGAACGGCAGCGUUGGAAACGGACGGAAGAGUCGAGCAGUGAAGGAGAGACAUCAUCUCGUGGCGACUACUACGAGGACGAACCGCCGACACCGAGUCACGAAGCAUCCCCAGGUGUUGUUGGCGUCAGUUCCACGGCGGAAAGUGCGGAGCGAGGAAUAGUAAAAAGAAAACCAAGGGGAAGCGAGAAACGACGGAAGAGGAGGAAGAAGAAGAAGAGGAAGAAGGUGAGGAAGAAAGAGACGAGGAGGAAGUCAAAGUCGUCCGGCGGGAAGGAACAGAAGGGUGCCGGCCUCGUCGACGUUGUCGACGGCGGCGGCGGUGGUGGAGGAGGAGGAGGAAGAGGAAAAGAAGGAGAAGGAGGCGAAGGAGAAGGA
Molecule: messenger RNA, 2108 nt
Organism: Vespa mandarinia (Asian giant hornet)
Lineage: Eukaryota; Metazoa; Arthropoda; Insecta; Hymenoptera; Vespidae
Source: RefSeq, a predicted model, not a curated record